AUGUGUGAAACUCCAACAUCAUUAUUAGUUAUUGGAGCUGGUCUACCGAGAACUGGAACGAUGAGUAUGAAAAAAGCAUUGGAAACAAUUUUCUCUCAACCUUGUUAUCAUGGUUUUGAAAUUAUGACCGGCAGACCAUGUGACAUUACCAAAUGGCAAAUGCUUGUCGACGAGGUACGAACGACACAUUGUGAGAAUAAAAUACACAGAUAUUUGAGUGAGAUAUUGGAUUGUUAUGUAGCUGUGACUGAUGUUCCAUCAUGUGCAUUCUACAGAGAGCUGAUGAAUAUACAUCCAUAUGCGAAGGUUGUGCUAACAGUACGCGAUAAGUACGAUUGGUUGAACAGCUUCAGGCAAGUUAUAAUGCCAAAAUCAGAUGACCCGAGUAAAAAGCAAUUUGAGGAAGCGAAAAGACUUGCAGGAGUCCCACUUGAAUGGGAUAAGCUUCUUACUGAUUCACUAAAACUAGCAUUUCAGAAGGAAGAUAUUGAUUUUGAUGAUGAUGCAAUGUUACUUGAAUGUUACGAAAAACAUAUUGAAACUCUUCAAGAAAAUAUACCACCUACACGUCUUCUGAUACAUAGACUUGGAGAUGGUUGGGAACCAUUGUGUAGAUUCUUGAAUGUGGAUAUACCAGCUAACAUACCAUACCCUAAGAUGAAUCAACUGUCGGACAUGAUGAAGCUAAGGGAUUUGAUAAAGAAAUUUGGAUCGAUUGAAGAAGUCGCUAGAAUGCAUCCAGGAAUUAUGUAA
Molecule: messenger RNA, 753 nt
Organism: Schistosoma intercalatum
Lineage: Eukaryota; Metazoa; Platyhelminthes; Trematoda; Strigeidida; Schistosomatidae
Source: the annotation of a GenBank genome assembly